Molecule: messenger RNA, 654 nt
Organism: Akanthomyces muscarius
Lineage: Eukaryota; Fungi; Ascomycota; Sordariomycetes; Hypocreales; Cordycipitaceae
Exons: 1
Coding region: 1-654 (217 amino acids)
Biological process (GO): cell redox homeostasis; cellular response to oxidative stress
Cellular component (GO): cytoplasm
Molecular function (GO): thioredoxin peroxidase activity
Source: RefSeq, a predicted model, not a curated record
AUGGCAACCCAAACCGAAUCCCUCGCCGGCAUCGAGAACCACGUCCGCACCAACGUCCCCAAGAACAUUAGCGACAUCAUCUUCACUGCCGUCGACGACCUCAAGGCCGAUUUUGAUCUCUCCAAGGUGAUCAAGCCGGGCGCGACGUUCCCCGACUUUACCCUCUCCAACGCCGUCGGCAAGGACGUGUCCCUUGCUUCCCUCCUCGCUGGCGCCGACAAGGGCGUUCUCAUCACCUUCUACCGCGGCGAGUGGUGCCCGUACUGCAACAUUGCGCUGUCGUUUCUGCAAAAGCACGCGGCCGAGUUCCGGGCCAAGGGCGUCACCGUCGUGGCCGUCUCGCCCGAGCUGCCCAACACAUCGCUGACGACGGUGGAGAAGAAUGCGCUCGCGUACGAGGUGCUGUCCGACAAGGGCAACGCGGUCGCGCGCCAGCUGGGCAUCGUCUGGCGCCAGUACGACUCCCUCGCCGAGGUGUCCAAGGCCCUGGGCACGGACCAGGUCGCGCGCAACGGCGACAACUCGCGCGAGCUGCCCGUGCCGGCCAACAUCUUGGUCGACAAGACCGGCGUGAUCCGGAACGUCCAUGCCGACCCGGACUGGAGCAAGAGACUGGAGCCGAGCAAGAUGCUCCAGUGGGCCGAUGCUCUGUAG